UUAAUUGUGUUCAAUACGCUUACGUGCGGCACGAAGCCCGAGGAAACGUUCUUAGAGCGUCUAGUGUUUUUAUUAUCGAUUAGCUGAUGAGAUGAAUCGAGGUUGAAAAAUACGUCAUGGUCUCAAUUAAUUUUACAUAGACACAACACUGAUUUUAUAGACAAUAGGCUUGUCUUCCAUGCGUAAUAAGCAGCGAAAGGCGAACACGACUCAAGACUGUACUGAGAAAAAUGCGAUAGACAAAUUACUCUUCCUAAAAUAAUUUCAGGAUAAAAAUGAAAUAUAACGACUGCCUUCAGGGUAAAGGAAGGCGCAUUAAGCAGACUUACUGUUGAAUUGCUGUUUUUCUCAAGACGCAGUUAAUUGUAAACAUUUAUGUGGCUCGAAAAUGUUCGUGUUCAACAUUUCAAUAAAUUAGGAAGUGCUCAAGGGGCCUCGUCAUUUUGUUUUCUGACUUUGUCGCGAGUGUUGGCGGAGCGUAAGUUUUUCAGCGCAGUUUUCAAGAAUCGAAGAAAUCCACGAUGAAGUUCUUUCCACUCGAUUCAACCACUUCGUUGCUGACAAUUCUAUGUCUGGUUGCAUUACUCAGCCCGUCAGCAUUUUCAGCGGACUCUAACAAGGCGCAGGAGAAGGUGAUUUAUCAUCAAACGAUGACUCCAACCUGGCUGGAGGAGCAUGCGUCCUAUAUUGACAGUUCCUAUACGAAAACCACUGAACAGCUAACAUUCAACGCAGGCUCAGUAGCUAACGCCGCUCUCCUUAAAGUUCCCAUGAUUCCUGCUGGUGUCUUGCAAUAUUCUGCCCCGCUGACCGUUAAAAUUGUGGUUUCGCAUGACGUUAGUAUCGGGACAACACAGGACAGUGAUAUUUCAUAUGGUGGGUCAGACGGGAUAAGUGUUGUCGGGAUUACUAUGAGAAAUAAAGCUGAUCACCGCUACAACAGCCCGUGUCAUGGGUUCGAGAGUACCUCUGGUACGUCUUUGAGUAGAAGUGGAUGGAUCAACGCUUCCAAACCCAAGGUAAGCGACUCAUUCUACCCUGGUCAGUUUGUGAUCACUCUGAAGCUGGAUGAACGCUGGGGCUCGUGCUACACUGCGCAUGACGGAGGCUUCGUUAAGACCACUACCUUCACAAAGCGACUGAUGCUCAACAAAGGACUCACGCUCGAAGUAUAUAAGAAUGACGCACACGAGAAAACUGGAAUCAAGUCCAUCGAAGUCACUAUCCUACAAGACGCUUAGCCUGAAAAAGGAACUUGCCUGCGAAUCAGGUAUACAAGGUCUCGGCAAUCAAGUAUUUGGCGUGCGCUCGGUUAAGGGUUAAAUGACGGAGAGAUAAUAGACUUAAGCGUUAACAGUAACAAGACUUUGAAUUCACAGUAUCAGUGUAGGCGUAAAAUUAAGGAUAUCAGUAAGGGGAAUUUGUUUUUACUGUUUCUUUUAGCAAAAUGUGAUCAACAGUGAUGGAAUUCUUUGGGUAAUCCGCUUUGCUUGGGCGAAUUAAAAAAAAAA
This is a messenger RNA of Orbicella faveolata, 1511 nucleotides long. RefSeq lists its product as uncharacterized. NCBI's taxonomy places the organism in Eukaryota, Metazoa, Cnidaria, Anthozoa, Scleractinia, Merulinidae. The record is from RefSeq and is a predicted model, not a curated record.